AACAUACAUAUUUAGAGAAUCUGAUAGAGUCGUCGAGUCAGAAAAAUAUUUAAGGACCAUGAUGAAAAGCACUGAGAAUGUGAGUCUAGCCGAGGAAGGGGAACUCCCGUCCGUUGCUGUAAAACUGAAUAUCUGGCACAAGAUACUUUUCUACUUCGUGGGUCUCACUGCGGCCUUGACCAUCUGCCUGUUGAUCCGAUUAUCCAAUAAGCUGGCAGCCGAUGCCCAACGAAAGGCGAUGAUGCACUUCAAAGAGAUCUCAAACCGCAUCGGCCACCGCUUCGACAAUUAGCGCCGAUCAGUCCCGAUCAGAUACCCAAUUAAAACCCAAAUAUAUAUAUUUCUUAAAAAUAU
Molecule: messenger RNA, 354 nt
Organism: Drosophila navojoa
Lineage: Eukaryota; Metazoa; Arthropoda; Insecta; Diptera; Drosophilidae
Source: RefSeq, a predicted model, not a curated record